Molecule: messenger RNA, 1021 nt
Organism: Adelges cooleyi (spruce gall adelgid)
Lineage: Eukaryota; Metazoa; Arthropoda; Insecta; Hemiptera; Adelgidae
Exons: 7
Coding region: 56-1021 (321 amino acids)
Molecular function (GO): calcium ion binding
Source: RefSeq, a predicted model, not a curated record
UUUACACAGGUUUGAAUUUUUUUUCGUUUGCAUUUUAAUUCUUUAAAAAGGUACAAUGCAUUUUAAAACUGCUGUUAUUCUUUGCGCGUUGUAUCUCUUAACGUCUGCACGGAGCAUUGGACUGAACAGUACACAGCUAUGUGAAAUUAUUGAUCUGUACGAAAAUCACAAAAUGUCUGCUGGCCGAAUUGCCGAAGAAAAAAUCACACAGCUUAUGGAAAAUUUUUUUGGAAUUCAAGAGUCUAAAAAACUUUUUGAUCGCGAUUCAAACGGAAACAAUGCUGUAGAUUUAAAGAUGUUACUGUUGACAUUGGCGUAUAAAGAUAAGAAAACACACGACUGCUUCCAGACUCAAAUGCUUACACCUUUUGAAGUGGAGUUUUUCCUCAGUGUGUUUACCGAACACGCAAACAGUUCCAACCAAGAUGGACGUCUUAGUCUUCAACAGCUACCAGGUGUAUUAGAAGAUUUUAAAUUAGACGAUACGGAGAUCGAUAAAGUAGUCAAAAAACUUAAAGUUGAUAAAAAAAAAAGGAUCUUUUCAAAGGCUGGUUACACAAUGUCGAAAUUUUUAAAUUUGAAUUCAAUUAAAGCUCAAUUUGUUAUUAAUGAAGCGGAUUUCUUGUUGAUAAUGUUGGAAAUAAAACCAGAAGGUUAUGGUUUAGACCUACAGCAAAUAGAAAAGUUCGUUGAUUUGUAUAAUAAUUGUCCAAAACGGAUUCCGGUAGUAUUGAUCCUCUGGAAAUUCAAAAAAUCUUCAAAGAGUUUGGAACACAUGGAUGAACAAGGGAUUAUGGAUACAUUUAUAGUCCAGGGAUUCUUAAGAGAUUUCGUUAGUUACGACAAAGACAGUGAUGGUUUCCUCACACAUGAAGAGUUUUCUUCUUGGGUGGAACUCGCAAGACGUGAUAUGUUUGAUAAGCCAAAAGGCGGUCAUCCUCAAAAUUUCGACGGUAGAUCUACUAAAAAACAAGAGGAAAUUGAGCAAACCAUUGAAUCUGAUGAUGACAAACAAGCCUAA